CAGCGAACGGUAGAAUUGGGGAAGUGAACGUAAGAAGGGCUUAGUAACAGGGAGUGUUCUUGAGCGUUGAUGCGGGGCCCGACCGGUCGCCUCGGACCAGGACCCGAUCACUCCGUCCUCAACGCCACCACCGACCAGACGCUCAACACGACCCCCUGGCAUCACCAUCAUGACUACCUACUUCGAUUACCCAGCCCCAGAGCUUCAGGAGGAGCUAAAACGUAUUGCCAAUGCCAUUGUGGCCCCCGGCAAGGGCAUCCUGGCCGCCGAUGAAUCAACGGGCACCAUGGGGAAGCGCCUCGCUGACAUCGGCCUCGAGAACACUGAAGAGAAUCGCCGCCAGUACCGCCAGCUACUCUUCACUUCAGAUAAGGAACUGGGCAACAAUAUCUCUGGCGUGAUCCUCUUCCACGAGACACUCUACCAGAAGUCUGAUGAUGGACGCCCGUUUGUCGACCUCAUCAAAGAGUUGGGCAUCAUCCCAGGCAUAAAGGUGGACAAGGGUGUGGUGCCACUCAUGGGAUCAGAGGGAGAGAGUACUACCCAGGGCCUCGAUGACCUGGCCAAGCGGUGUGCUCAAUACAAGGCUGAUGGCUGUGACUUUGCCAAGUGGCGCUGUGUCUUGAAGAUUGGUCAAAACACUCCAAGUUACCUUGGUAUGCUGGAGAAUGCCAACGUUUUGGCUCGCUACGCUUCAAUUUGUCAAAUGAAUGGUCUUGUUCCUAUCGUUGAGCCUGAGGUGCUGAUGGACGGGUCCCAUGACCUGGUCCGGGCACAGAAAGUGACGGAGACUGUGCUGGCCUUCACCUACAAGGCUCUCAAUGAUCACCACGUUUUCCUGGAAGGAACCCUUCUUAAACCCAACAUGGUGCUGGCUGGUCAAGAGUGUCCCACAAAAUACACACCACAGCAGGCUGCUGAGGCAACAGUGUUGGCACUGUCCCGGACAGUACCAGCAGCAGUGCCUGGAAUUUGCUUCCUCUCUGGUGGACAGUCAGAGGAGGAAGCCACAGUGCACUUAGAUGCCAUAAACAAGUGCACAGCCGGCAAGAAGCCUUGGGCUCUGACUUUCAGCUACGGAAGAGCAAUGCAGGCAUCUGCCCUCAAGGCAUGGAGUGGAAAGGACGUGAAAGCAGGACAGGCUGAACUACUGAGGCGAGCAAAGGCCAACGGAGCAGCAUCGCUGGGCCAGUAUGUUGCGGGGACGUGCUCUGGAGCUGCCGGCAAAGCUGGUCUCUUUGUGAAGAAUCACCAGUAUUAGCUGCUAUGAAGACUCGUUGUACAGUACAUAAAUAUUGAGCAAAGGUUUAGGUGCUAUUUGCAUCUAUAACUUAAUGUUUAUUGAAAAAGAUGUUUUGCCUAAUUUAAAAGUAAGUAUUCUACACAAGGUUGAUCACUUAGUAGACUUCUGAAAUGGGUCCAAAUUUCAUAAAUAUUGUAAAAUAUAAAGAAACAUGAUUAUUAGUUUCCAUUUUAAAUUAAAGGAACAAUCUUAAAAUUUGUAACCUUCAAUGCAGAAUUAAUGCACUUGAUAUUAGUAAAUAGAUUUUAAAUGGAUUCAAUUUUUAUGUCCUUAUAUUUUAAACCUGUUAAUCUUAAAAUUAAUUACAUCAAUAAAUUAUGCUGUUUUCAAA
Messenger RNA from Procambarus clarkii (red swamp crayfish), 1634 nucleotides. RefSeq names its product fructose-bisphosphate aldolase. Gene Ontology annotation, molecular function: fructose-bisphosphate aldolase activity. NCBI's taxonomy places the organism in Eukaryota, Metazoa, Arthropoda, Malacostraca, Decapoda, Cambaridae. The record is from RefSeq and is a predicted model, not a curated record. Gene Ontology annotation, biological process: fructose 1,6-bisphosphate metabolic process; glycolytic process. Gene Ontology annotation, cellular component: cytosol.